Messenger RNA from Gasterosteus aculeatus aculeatus (three-spined stickleback), 991 nucleotides. Its product is annotated as diamine acetyltransferase 1. The record is from RefSeq and is a predicted model, not a curated record. Lineage: Eukaryota; Metazoa; Chordata; Actinopteri; Perciformes; Gasterosteidae. Gene Ontology annotation, molecular function: spermidine binding; diamine N-acetyltransferase activity.
CACAAAGGCGACGGCAGUUGAACGGCAGCGACCCAGCCGAGGGUGAUAACUACUGGAUGAACUUGUCUCGACAAACCCGUCCGGAUCUGAGGCUGACUGCGGGAAAAAGGCCACUCUGAAGCGAAUGAAGAAACAACGUAUCUUUCACUUCACAUACAGAGGACUUCUAACUAGAGGAAAAAAGAGUAAAAGAAGAAAAUGGAGUAUAAAUUACGAAAAGCGGAACCCAGAGACGUGUCUGAUAUAUUACGACUGGUGAAGGAGCUUGCAACGUACGAGCGAAUGGAAGACCAGGUGACUAUGACUGAAGAAGAACUCCUGGAGGAUGGAUUCGGUGACACCCCGUUCUACCAUUGCUUUAUAGCUGAAAUCCAAGGAGGGACCAGCAGCGACGAUCCGAAGGUGGUGGGUUUCGUCAUGUACUACUUCACCUAUGACCCGUGGGUGGGCAAACAGCUCUACCUGGAGGAGUUCUAUGUGAUGGGGGAGUACAGAGGUCUGGGAAUCGGAUCGGAGCUCCUGCGUCACCUCAGUGAUCUGGCGAUGAAGACUCGCUGCACCGGCAUGAUGUUCGUGGUGGCGGAGAACAACGAGCCCUCGGUCCAGUACUACAAGCGGCGCGGCGCCGAGGACCUCUCCCAGGAGGAGGGCUGGAGGCUCUUCAGGUUCGACAAGGACAGCCUGGUGAAGAUGGGCACUCCGGCCGAGGAGUGAGGGGCUCCGGGGGGUCGGCUGCUCUUCUUUUUGACGAGUCAUGUUGAGUCUGAUGCUGCCGCCACUCUGACCUCCCGUUUGAGAGGACGCGGUGGCGGCGUCUGAGCAGCCGACUCCUUGGGGGGGGCUCUCCAGUCAGACGACACUUGUUGUUCAGCUGUUUGAAACGGGGAAUUGUGUUUGUAGUUGUGCAGCUUUGUUUCAGUCUGAUGUAUUUGACUAAUUUAGUUCUGUUGCUGCAUGUGGUUUGUUUCAAUAAAACAAUAACUUCUCGCUU